AUGUCGCUGGACUAUCGACUGCGAGAAUCGACCGAACUGAAGGAAAUGGUGAUCGAUCUGCUCGAAGCCUUGAACUCCGCUCUCCAGGAAGGUCACAUUCCCGACUACUUGAUCGGAAGACUCGGUAAUGUGAACACUAGCCGUCGCCAGUUGAUGGAAUACUAUGAGAAGCAUCAUGACAAGAUCGCAGCCCCUGAAGUAUGGCAUGUACCAGCGACGGAAGAGCAUGAUACCCUUCCACAUUUGGGCGCACCGAGAGGCAUCCCAUCCGAUAAGAAACACGCCGGUAUCUUCGGGGACGAUACUGGCAACGCGGAAUUGCCUGGCAUUACGGCAGAGACCCAAACGAUGGUCACCCAGGCUCACGACAUCCAACUAGAUGCUGUUGACACUCAAUCGGAUGCAGGCUGUACGGAAACAUCCUUUGCCCUGGCAGAAUCGACGAUGGCCCAUUCACAACAAGUGUUCCGGAUUCGGGUACCGAGGAUCCCCAACCAGGGAAAGAGUGAAGGUGAACCGUUCCAGUGUCCAUGUUGUUUCGCAAUCAUAGCCGUUUCUAGACGUAUAUCCUGGACGAGGCACGUAUUCGAGGAUCUACGUCCUUAUGUGUGCACUUUCCAGAACUGCCACAGGGCAAAUCACCUUUUCGCCAGCCGACACGAAUGGUCACGCCAACAGGACAACACCAGUGUAUCAGACGGCGAAUCCAACCGUGAUUUCCGGGGAAGCAGCAAUUUGGAGUCCGAAGCGAAUAGAUCGCAUUCGGGCGAAGAGAAUGAACAGCUCGAAAGAUGCGAAAAUAUCCUGAGGGAAUUCCUCCAGAAGAAGCCUGGAUUGACCAAAGCCAAAUCCUUUUUCCCGGAUUAUAAUAUUGGCACAGAUACCAUCAAAAAAGCUGCCAAUAUGAUCGCCAAGCUAAUCGUACAAGGCUGUCGCCCGGGAAUGGCAGAGGAAUUUACGCUUUUAGUCCUGUACGAUCUGGUCAUUCUGGUUGACGACAGUGACUCAAUGCAGUCCGAAGAGGGUGGCAAGCGGAGGUGGAUCUUGCGCAAAACGUUUGAAGCAGUCUUAAGUGUGUACAGGCUUGCCCGGACGGAGAGAAUUGUGUCCAUCCGGUUUUUCAAUAAAAAGCAGGGACAAAAAAACGUCACCGAGGAGGGUCUUGACCGGAUAUUCGCGAAUCUGCAGUUCGGAGGUCUGAGAUAG
Molecule: messenger RNA, 1206 nt
Organism: Tricharina praecox
Lineage: Eukaryota; Fungi; Ascomycota; Pezizomycetes; Pezizales; Pyronemataceae
Exons: 5
Coding region: 1-1206 (401 amino acids)
Source: RefSeq, a predicted model, not a curated record